AUGGCUAGGAAGUGCUCCCGCUGUGGAAACAAUGGCCAUAACUCCAGAACUUGCAGUGGUCACAGAUGCCAAGGGACCAGCAUUAGCAUCAGCAGCACUAGUACUAGCCGUGGUAGCUUGAGGCUGUUUGGGGUGCAGCUGCAGGUAGGCUCCUCUCCUCUCAAGAAGUGCCUCAGCAUGGAAUGCCUGUCACCAAUUGCCUACUACGGAGCUGCUGCCGCUGUUACGUCAAGCUUGUCGCCAUCCGUGUCAUCAACUUCGUCUUCGCUUGCCUCAAUAGAGGAGAGCUCCCAGAGGAUCACCGGAGGGCACGUGUCGGAUGGCCUCGUGGUCAGGGUUCAGGACAGGAAGAAAGGAGUUCCAUGGACCGAGGAAGAGCACCAGAUCUUCCUUGCCGGCCUAGACAAGCUCGGGAAGGGCGACUGGCGAGGCAUUUCUCGACACUUUGUCACGACACGGACACCGACGCAGGUGGCCAGCCAUGCCCAGAAGUAUUUCCUGAGGCAGAACAGCUUCACACAGAAGAAGAGGAGGUCCAGUCUCUUUGAUGCGGUUGAAGGUGCUAACAAGGCAGCAAUCCGCAGGACAGCAUCAGUAUCCUAUCUGCAAUUCCCCAGCCUGUCGCCGGUGGCCGCAGACGCAAGGACGACGAAGGGAGCUCCGCCUGCGCUGCUGCCUCCAUGCCUGAACCUGAUGAUGAGCAGCGCAUCACAGUGUGCUGGUAGUAGUGAUGCAUCAGAGUCACAGAACCCAUCUUCCCUUUACUUGAUGGCGAAGCCUCAGGCGCUACUCCAGAUGCCUGAUCUGGAGCUGAAGAUGUCGACAUCCCGGUUAUCCGAACAGCCUGGUGCCUCCCGGGGAACGCCUCUUUUCGGAACUAUCAGAGUUACCUGA
This is a messenger RNA of Miscanthus lutarioriparius, 894 nucleotides long. The record is from the annotation of a GenBank genome assembly. Lineage: Eukaryota; Viridiplantae; Streptophyta; Magnoliopsida; Poales; Poaceae.